CGUCCGGAGAAGGGUAAUGAAGAGAUAAUCGCGGAAACAAUGAACGCUGCAGAUCGCAUUCCCGCAUACGCUUCUGUUGAUGAUCGUGUCAGUAAAGAUAUGUCGUCUUUAGGAGCAAUUCCCCUCCGACGCCGUAUUGACGUUUAUUAUCGUCGUAAAUCAAUGCGACCAGCCUAUUUCAAUCGAACGAGUUGGGAGCAGGCACCGUGGAUUACAUAUCUGCAGACUAAGCAAGCAUCGAAAAUGAGCGAUGAAUCGAGAAAGCGAAAGCGAGAUGCCACAAACAACUCGUCGAUUCGAGAUCAUUCCUACAGCCCGCUGAGGAAGGCACGUCGUAAUAGUUGUUCGAGCAGCAAUCGACGACGAGUUUCGUUGUUGAAACAUGCCGGAAGUCGUUUAGUGCGCAGAUCGCUGGAUUACAAACGAUACGGAGAGAGGAUGCAGCGUAAAAAUAAGGUGUUGUAUGGUAAUAACGCUAAUAACAACAACGCAGCGUAUGCGUGCUCGUCAACAGGAGGCUUCGGUAUGGCAUCAGCACUCAAUCAUAAUCAUCAGAACAUUACCGAUGUUGAUGCGGCAAUGUCGAGUGAUUAUUGUAUCGACGGUACUAUUGUUGGGCUACCGCAAAAAAUCGACUAUAAAGAAAUAACAAUUCCAAAGUAA
This is a messenger RNA of Anisakis simplex (herring worm), 663 nucleotides long. NCBI's taxonomy places the organism in Eukaryota, Metazoa, Nematoda, Chromadorea, Rhabditida, Anisakidae. The record is from the annotation of a GenBank genome assembly.